Messenger RNA from Conger conger (European conger), 5232 nucleotides. RefSeq names its product otospiralin-like. NCBI's taxonomy places the organism in Eukaryota, Metazoa, Chordata, Actinopteri, Anguilliformes, Congridae. The transcript has 10 exons. Gene Ontology annotation, biological process: sensory perception of sound. The coding region runs from base 4682 to 4954 and encodes 90 amino acids. The record is from RefSeq and is a predicted model, not a curated record.
UUUCAUGUGUCUCGCCUGAUGUUUAUUUGUUAGACCACCCUCACUCCCAUGCCCCACCUAGGUUGUCUCAUUCCCCUGUGUAUUCAUACCUGCCCUUCUCAGUUGCACCUUGCUAGUUUGUCAUAUCCUGCUUUCCAAAUCCUGAGCCCUUAUUUUCCUUUACUCCAGUUUUAGCCUCCUUGUUCCCGAGCCCUUGCCCUUGUGGCAUUCUCUAUCGUUGGUUUUUGUUUUCUGGAUUCCUGUGUAUGAGCCCCUGCCUGAUUCUCUGGACUCUUCUCUGGUUUUUGUGGAUAUCUGUACCUCUGCCUUAUUUGGUCUGACUUUUUCAUCAUCCCAGUGCCUGCUAUUGGUUCCUCUGUUCCCCCAGCCAUGACACUACUGUUGUUGCUAAAGCAAUGGCAUCUUAAAAUAGUUUAUACAGAUAGAACCGUGAGUUUUAACGCUUUAAAAUGGUAUAUCCUUGGCCGGUGAGACUUAGGGGGUUAAAAGCCUACAUUGCAUUUGUUAGAUACAAACAAACCAUGAUGACAGUAGUACACAUUGCGAUUCAAAUUAGCCACUGCCUGGGAAAAGGCAUCAGAGGCGUAUAAGUCCAGGAAAAGUAUAUAGUUAUUUUAGGUAAAUACAUAGUUUUCCAGUAUUCCCUUUUUCCCUAAAAAUAUAACAUUACCAGGCCAUAGCGCAUGUCAUUGGAUCAUUUGUGGUCAUGUAAUGGUUCAACAUUUCAUGGGUAUAAAGAUGUAAUGGCGCAGAAUUCAGAUAAGUGUCUCUUCAGUGAUCAGUUAAAGCAAAAAAAAAAAGUUGUAGGACCACAAUAUAGUGCUGUUGGGCGGUAGCAGGCUGUUGUAACUGCCAGACCCAGGUGGAAUUUAGACCAGUACUGUGCAGAUUAGUUUUAGCCAAUAAUUACGGAGCCCUUGACCUUGUAUAUUGACCUUGAUGUAAGAGGUCAAAUGGGUGUAUGGUGGCCCUGCUCACCACUGUCGAAAACGAAAUAACUUUUGCAAGCAGAAAAGGAAACGGGCAAAGCAGUAGUUGUGCUUUGAGAAUAGUUUUGCACACUUGUUCAGAUUAUGUGCAUGUUAAAAGUGUGGAUUUCUCCUCGACCGUCAAAGUCAACAACAUUCCACUCAAAGAUGGGCUUUUUUUGUUUUGUUUUAGCGUUUGUCUUUAAAGUAAUGCCUCGGACACUCCUGUUUAAGUAAGCUCAUGUACGCAGAAAAAGUGUGAAACAUACCAUCCUGAACUCUGCCCGCAUACCAAAAAAACUUCAUAGAGGUUUCACCAUUCAAACUGCGUUGCACAGUGUUGUGUGCCUUUAUACACGCCUGACACAAGAAGCAAGAGCAUUAAGUGUCUGCAUUCUUUCUAAGUCGGAAUAAAAUAAAAUGGUCCGUUAUUAAGCAUUUUAGUCAGUUUUGCAUUUUUCCAAGGGUUAAUCGACUUGCAGUGCCCUCCAAAUAUGUGUCAACGGUAGAAUGAUUUUUUUUAUUUUUCAGCCAUUUGAAUUGGGGAACAAAAUGAAUACGAGACAAAAGUAAAGAAAUUGCUCUUUUUGUGUCCCCCCAUUGUCAGCUUUGGAAAAGUAAGUUGUCGGAUUCCCUUUGUAUAGACUGUUGAUUCCAAACUGUUUUCAUCAGUGGAUAUUGCAUUUUCAUCUUACUAUGGCUGAAAAACAUCUAAUCUGGUUGGGGAGGGCAGCAGUAAAAAUAUCACAAGCGACUGUACGCAGAAGGCUUUGAGAGUAGAAUUGCAUGUAUAGUAUAGAGGCAAGAUGUGAACCUCUUAUCAGCAUCCCACCUCAACUGUGCAAUAUGGAGGAGGUAGUAUCAUGGCUUUGGCAUGAAUGGCUGCUUCUAGAACAGGUUCAAUCAUCUUUAUCGGAGAUGUAAUGGUGGAGGGCAGCAAUAGGAAUUAUUUGAAAGUGUAUAGACAGAUUUUGUCUCCCCAUGUACAAGAAAUGUGUCUGACGUUUCAUCCUUCAACAAGACAAUGACAAAAAACACACAGCUUAUGCAACCAAAGCAUUCACCAGUGGGAAAGAUGGGAAACUUUUGGACUGGUCAAGUCAGUCAUCUGAAUUAAAUCCAACUAAGCAUGCAUUUCAUAUCACUUAGAACUGUAAGGGCAAUUUUUUAAAAAAGAGUCAAACAUGGAAUGGUUGCAAACUUGUCAGAAAGAAGACACAUGCGCAGGUUGUCCCCAGGGAUGGCGAGGAUGAGGAAGGCCAUAACGAACCCAAGGAUCACUGUUUAAGAAUAGCAGAGAUUGGUUGCAUCUUGCGGUCGGCAAGUCUCAAAAAGCCAUAAAAUUAUAUCAAUGAUUGUAAAAAGUUUUGCAUGGAGGAAUGUUCAAAAAUCCCUCCAAGGUACUCUAACCUUAUCGCGAAUUAUCGGAAAAUACUCAUAGCUGUCAUCUUUGCCAGGGUUGUUUGCGAAAAAAUAAUAAACCAUGGGAGCCAAUUAUUGUGAAUUUUAUUAUUCUUUUUUUUUAUGUAUGACUAAAUGUAUGAUUAAUUCCAUUGAAUCUUUAAUAAAGCACACUUUACACAUGUUGAAAGAAAGGCUUAUGUCAAUAACUAUUGUUUUUAGUUUACAAAUAUUGUGUUUAGUGCACAGUGCGUUUUUCUCAAAUGCGCCAAUAAUUAUGGACAGUUAUUUUCUGUAGGAGAGGUUUGACAGCGCCAUAAGCACGUGUUACGAGACAAAGAAAGACCCUGCUCAGGACUAGGGGUCGUAAAGUGAAAGUGGGGUUACCGAAUACUUGUUCGCGCGUUCUAAAGCAAAGAAAACGCGGUUUCAGAGAUAUUGGAGCCUAUUGCUAUGAAUGAUUUGGUGAUGAUUUGAUGCUGGCUACUGUUAAAAGAAUGACCACUCAAUACCAAGCUUUCAAAACGUCAAGAAGAAUCUGUGUUGAAACGAUGCUUCUUUGUGUAAUAGUGUGCCAGUGCAGGUGGUGUGAGGGGGUGGUAGAGAGACGGGCCACCAUCAGAGUGAAAGUGGGAGACGGCUCUCUUUUCCUGUCUCGCCUGAAUCCAACCAAAGCUACAAUGUUGACCUAUUUUUUAAGACAAUUAGAAUAGUUUUCUGGAGUCCUCACACAUUAUUUCAAGUUCAUGAACAAUAUAAGGGAAGGAUCACUGUUGUCAAUGACUCAAUGUGGCUGAACAAACCAAACCUAUCAGAUUCUGGCUUGUAUCGAGUUAAAAUUGAAUAUAUAUCAGGGCAUUUUAGGGCACCAGAGAACACAUACUUUCACCUGCAGUUUUUUGGUAAGUUGGCACAAAGCAGAUUUCACAUUAUCUAAAUGUUUUUCCACCUUUUACACACCAUCAUUUGUCAUUCAUAUUAAGUAUUGUAUUAUAUUAUUAUAGGGAAUACAUAAUGACAGCAAUAAUUCACUUGUAAUUACACGGACUGGCUGUACACGUGGCAUAUGUUGCCAUUGAAAGUUGGCAAAAAACAAAAAACAAAAAAACUACGCAAAGUGGUAUGUAUUCUUGCCGACCUGUGAAGUGCGCCCCCCCUCCUCCAUUUUAAGUUACUUACAUUUAUCCUCAGGCGUUCAGAUUCCUUUGUACUAUGCUCAUUAAAAUAAUGAAAAAAUAAAAAUAAAAUAAAAAAGUUGGGCAAACAUUUGUCAACUAGACUGUUAACCCUUGUGUGGUCUUAAGGGUCAAAAAUGACCCGCCACUAUGUUUAAAAGCAGAGGAAACCCCCAAAAUGACAUUUUUUCAACUUGAAAUUUGACAGGUUGUUUCUUCAUGCAAAAUAGACUUGGGGUUUAAAAUUUUAUUAAACUGCUUUAUUUUAGGGGUUUAGUGAAGGCGGGUCAUUUUUGACCCUUCAGACAAGGGGAGUAUACAGAAUGUUAAGACUACACAAGGGUUAAUACUUCCACAGAAUUAUUUUCUGGUAUUUGGGGUACACAUUAAUGCUUGGCAUUACCAAAUAAUGGAAGUUGAAAUGUCCCAAGUGAAUGUCCCAUGAAUGUGAAAUGGCCCAAGCCUCUGGAUAUUUAAAUGUUUACUUUGUGUUCAAUAUGAGAAUGGAGUGAAGUUAAAAUUGUGAUUACUUUUCCUGUAGAGCCUGUAUCUAAACCCAACAUCACAGCAGAGUGCCUGGGGAAUAAUGUCAGUCUCAGCUGCUUCAGUCAGGGGACUGAAAUUACUUAUAGCUGGGAAACUCUGCCCCCCAGUGGUAAUGACAGCUAUGUGCAGCUGGGCCAAACUAUUCACCUCCAGCUACACCCCCACCCUCCCUCCACAACAUACACGUGCACCGCCCAUAACCCUGUCAGCAAAGCCUCCAGUGAUUCUACUGAUCUGGAAAAGUGCUUCACCUCAGGAUCACAAGGAAGAUGGAUUCCAGCCUUGUGUGCAUCAUCUAUUUUCAUUGUCUUCGGAGCACUAGUACUGCUGUACAUGAGGAAAAGGCAAACACAAUAUGAAAGGGAACCAAUUCAAGAGGCAGUCAUGGAGAACGAGCCACCAUCUGCAAUGCCUUCUAUUGAUCCAAUAUAUGUCGCAGGAAUAUACACUCAGUGAGCACUUUAUCAGGGGAGAGCUCAUUCCAGCACUGGGGGCCAAAGUAAAGAUGAGAUGUGACAGAGAGGAGGGACCCUUUCGGAAAGGGAAUGAAAACUAACAGAAGAGGCAGAGUGGAGCGGUCUGGCAGGAGUGAUGAAGUGGUCUGUAUUCUUUGGAAUGAUCUGUGGGUGCAUCGUUCUCAAUCAGUUUAGCAAUGCCAGAGUCAUUCCUGAAGGAGUUCCAUAUGAUGAGCCACCAAAUGUGCCCUACUGGCCCUACUCUACCACGGACUUCUGGAGAUACGUGGAAUACUUCCGCAGCAUCGGGGCCUACAACCACAUCAACGAAAUGGCUAGGGCCUUUUUCGCCCAUCAACACCUUGGAGACACACUGGGCUAUGAAGUUGCUGGGGGGCAUGAACAUUAAAAAUAAUAUGUUGAGGAACAAUGGUGUCCAAUAAGCUUUAGAGAUGCUAUCCAGCCAGCAGCUGAUGUGGUCAUAAAACAUUAAAGGUCCAAUUCAAUCAAAAGCUCUAAAUAAGUAGUUGGAAGGAACCCAAUAAACCAAUAAUCUCCAGUGUACACCACUGAUGCCAACCUUGUUUUAAAUCACAUAGGUGAAUGAAGUAAUCCAAAUAAUCUUAAAAUAAUAUUAUAUAGUAUUUCUUAACGUGAACCUAUAGCAGUUGAGUUCACAAUUUUAUA